GUCCUCCCUUCUAAGAAGGAGAUGGAGCGGGGGGGGCGGGGGCGGGCAGUGUAGACGCUCGAGGGGCGGGAGGCAAAACACGGGCCUGACCCGCGUCCUUGGAAGCCAGCCCACCACGGGAAGGAGGCGUGUUAAGCCCUCUGCCCCCCGCCUCCUCCCCCGCCCCGGCUCGGCGACCCUGGGGUAAAAUGCCAGCGGCCGCCCGCGCUCCGCACGCCGCGCGCGGCGCCCAGCGGAGGAAGGGGCCGGCGGGGAGGGCGCCGCCCAGAGCCGAGCGGAGCGCGUCCGUCUGUCCGGCUUGAGCCUCGGAAGCGACACCGCCCGGACCCCGCGGGCCCAGCGUCCCAGCUCCGCUGCCCGGCUGGCGCCCCUGCGCCUCAGCCCCGAGCCCGACCUCCCUACCGUCCCGAGCUCCGCAGCCCUGCGCGGUGCGCAGGUGGCUCCGACGCCCCCGGCCUCGGGCGCCCCCCGCCGGGGACAGACAGGCGGCGGCGCGCGCGGAGGAGCCGGGCGCAGGGCUGGAGAGGCGGCCAGCGCCGCCAAGAAGCCGCGAGCGUCCCCGAUGGUGCCGCCGCCUCCGAGCCGGGCAGGGGCGGCGAGGGGCCGGCUGGGCAGGAGCCUGGGUCCGCUGCUGCUACUCCUGGCGCUGGGACACGCGUGGAGCUACCGCGAGGAGCCGGGCGACGGCGACAGAGAAGUCUGCUCGGAAAACAACAUCGCCACGACCAAGUAUCCGUGUCUGAAGCCUUCGGGGGAGCUCACCACGUGUUUCAGGAAGAAGUGCUGCAAGGGGUAUAAGUUUGUCCUUGGACAAUGCAUCCCAGAAGAUUACGACGUGUGUGCCGAGGCUCCCUGCGAGCAGCAGUGCACAGAUAACUUCGGCCGAGUGCUGUGCACGUGCUACCCAGGAUACCGCUACGACCGGGAGAGGCACCGGAGGCGGGAGAGGCCGUACUGCCUGGAUAUCGAUGAGUGCGCCACGAGCAAUGAGACGCUGUGCGCGCACAUCUGCGUAAACACCCUGGGGAGCUACCGCUGUGAGUGCCGGGAGGGCUAUGUCCAGGAAGAAGACGGCAGGACGUGCACCAAGGAAGACAAGUACCCCAACGACACUGGGCACGACGACGAGAAGGCGGAGAACGCGGUCCGAGCCGCCACCUGCUGUGCCACGUGCAAGGAGUUCCACCAGGUGAAGCAGACCGUGCUGCAGCUGAAGCAGAAGGUUGCCCUGCUCCCCAACAGCGCCGCCGACCUGGGCAAGUACAUCACUGGUCACAAGGCGCUGGCCUCAAAUGCCUACCUUCCGGGUCCCCCUGGCCUGCCUGGGGGCCAGGGCCCCCCUGGCUCACCAGGACCAAAGGGGAGCCCCGGCUUCCCAGGGAUCCCAGGCCCCCCCGGGCAGCCCGGCCCGCGGGGCUCGAUGGGACCCGUGGGACCAUCUCCUGACCUGUCCCACAUUAAGCAAGGCCGGAGGGGCCCUGUGGGUCCACCAGGCGCCCCAGGAAGAGAUGGCUCUAAGGGGGAAAGAGGCGCACCGGGCCCCAGAGGGUCUCCAGGACCCCCUGGUUCUUUUGAUUUCCUGCUGAUCGUGCUGGCGGAAAUCCGUAAUGACAUCACCGAACUGCAGGAACAGGUGUUCGGGCGCCGGACUCACUCUUCAGUAGAGGAGUCCCCGUCACCGCAGGAACUUUCCAGCUAUCCAGAGACCCUGGACGUGGGCUCUGGAGAUGACGCCCCGGGAAGAACUGAGACAAGAGCCUCGGGAGCCGCCAGAGACUUCUAUCCUUAGCGUAUCCCACAUCUUCAUGCCAAAGGAAGAGUGUUUUCCCCUGCAGUGAAAUCCUCCAAAGAACAAAAACAAAACAUCACUGGAGACCUAAAAAAAGAUACGUUUUUAUUUUCUUUACUCUUUCCCUUUCUUCUUCCUACUUCUCCUCUUCCAGACACUGUUUACAGACUCUCCUGCUAGACAUCCUAAAGACACCAGGAAUGAAAUGAUUGAUUUCAGUGCUUCCCCCAGAGAAUCUACAGGGCAGCUUUUCUUUGAAUUCCUUAUUUUCCAGGGAUUUAUAAUUUCUGAAUUAGGUACUCACAUUAUCUUAACAUUUGGCAGACUAUCAAAAAGGGGGAAAGAGUUCUAAUAAAAUGUGAGUUUCAGUUCAGUUCA
Bubalus bubalis (water buffalo) is the source of this 2167-nucleotide messenger RNA. RefSeq names its product collagen and calcium binding EGF domains 1 (gene CCBE1). The coding region runs from base 563 to 1789 and encodes 408 amino acids. Lineage: Eukaryota; Metazoa; Chordata; Mammalia; Artiodactyla; Bovidae. The record is from RefSeq and is a predicted model, not a curated record. The transcript is spliced from 11 exons. Gene Ontology annotation, molecular function: calcium ion binding.